This is a messenger RNA of Cylindrotheca closterium, 993 nucleotides long. The record is from the annotation of a GenBank genome assembly. NCBI's taxonomy places the organism in Eukaryota, Bacillariophyta, Bacillariophyceae, Bacillariales, Bacillariaceae.
AUGCGCUCUUUUUUUAUCAUCGUCUCUCUAGCAUUCUCGGGUGUUAGUGCCUUUGCACCACCUGGCCCUGCAGCGAGAAGCAAUUUCCAAACUUCCUCUGCUCUAGAAAUGUCGAACGGUGGUGUUGUGAUUACAGGAUCUGCAGGUGGUGUCGGUUUCGCAUACGCUGGUGAAUUCAUGGAUCGUGGAUACGAUGUUGUCAUCUGUGAUGUCAAGGACUGCGCUUCUGCUGCCGCCGCAUUGGAGUCUCGCCACCCCAAUGGAAAGGUAUUCCACACCAAGUGCGACGUUUCUGAUGCCGACUCUUGUGCCAAGCUUGGUAAAUUCGCCAAGGAGAAUCUUGGAACUAUCAACUACUGGAUCAACAACGCAGGAAUCAACGGUGGACGCAGAGAUCUUCGCGACGUUCCUGUCGAACAAGUUGAGCUUGUCGUCAAGGUCAACUUGCUUGGAACCCUUUACUGCACCAAGGUUGCCAUGGACAUCAUGGGAGAACAGGCUGGUGUCACUGGUCACAUUUUCAACACUGUUGGAUCUGGUGUCAAGGGAGGAGGUACUCCAGGAUAUGCUUGUUACGGAGCAACUAAGCGAGGAUUGCCUCAGUUGACUGCUACUCUAGUCAAGGAAUUGGAUGAGGGAGUGCAAGGAUACGAAAAGAAAAAAACUGCAGGAACCGUUCAAGUUCACAGUAUGUCCCCUGGUAUGGUUUUCACAAAACUUCUUCUUGACAACUCUACCCCAGAGCUCAGAAAGUUCCCGUUUGGAGUCUUGGCUGCUCAGCCUGAAGAAGUUGCUGCCGACCUUGUUCCCAAGAUCCUUGCAACGACACAGAAUGGAGGAAGCGUUGAGUUUUUGACAACCGACCGAAUCUUGACAAAGUUCUUUCAACGAUUCGUGUUGCAACAGAAGAGCGAAUACAUUGACGACGACGGAAAUGUGAUCAAGACCCCAGGGGCCCAAUACGAUGAACUUGGUGUCCGACAGCUAUAUUAG